GCGGGGAGGCGCAAAUAGGUUGCGCAACAAACCGGAAGGUGGGGCUGUUUUUAGUGUCGCAAUGGCGGGUAAUUCAAAAUGUAUCGAUUCGAUGCUGAAACCUGAAUUAAGAUCGUUUCUUAUGGCAAGGGGCAUGACUGUGUCAAAUUACACUUUGGCACAACUGCGUGAGUUGGCGAAUAAGGCAGUUGAACUUGGUUUACCAGUGCUAACGACUCCCGAUGAUACGGCUUCAUUCCUUUUGGAGAGAUGUACGGUAGUUGUUGACAACGAAACAGUGACGUUUCCCGUGGUUGUGUCGCCCAAACUGAAAUCGUGGACUGAUAACCUGUCUUCGCUUCCGAUGUUCUGUCAAGCUGACAUCCUAGUUUACUUGCUGGGGCAUGCAAGUUGGAGUAAAGAGAGACUGAAGGGGUUCAGGAAGGAGAAGGGAUAUCGACUGCAUGUCGAUGGCCAUGUCCAUACAGUUGAGCUUCAUAGUUUGACACACGAUCAUAUCUAUGUACGAGCCCAGUGCACCCGUGAGACAUCACAGUCUGAGAAGGCCUACUUAACCUGGUGUCUACUGGAGAAGGAAAUGCUUGUAUUGUGUCAGCAGGAUGUGAAUGUACAGGUGAUGAUGGUGCUUGUAAGCACGUUGUUGCCCUACUGUUCAGCAUAGUGGACUGGUCUGACAGACAUGUGGACAGGAGUACAGAGACCUGCACAGAUGUCAAGUGUGUUUGGGACAAUGCUAGGAAAGAGUCUUUACCACUUAAACUAGCUGACAUUAAUACUUCACUACUCCACACAGAUACAAUUAAUAAUUAUCGUCCUAGUAAUGAAUGUUGUUUUGAUGUCCAGAAUGCAUUGCAUGAAUUAAUUAAGGACACAGAUUGUCAAAUGAAUGAAGUCUUGGAUAAUGAGCAUAGUCAAGUUAGCAUUUCACUUCCCAAAACUAUGCUUGAAUUUGGCCUUGAAUAUAAAACUUUGACAAUUUCACCUCCCGGUUUCAUUGAUUAUGUUAAGUUUAACAUGACACACAGUGAUUGUGAAGAAAUUAAUUCACUUUCUGAGGGUCAGUCAGAUAAUGAAAACUGGUUUAGGUAUCGAUGUGGUCGACUGACUGCAUCUGUCUUUCCAAAUGUGUUGAUUUACAGUCAAAAUAAAAGUGACAAUUACAUAGUAAAGCAAGUCAUGUCUGAGUAUAGAGGCCAAUCUGCUGUUAGUAGUACUUGUGCUUCUUCAAGAUGAGCACCAGCAAUGUAUGGAAAAGAGCGUGAAGUCCUUGCCCGUCAAUUGUAUGAAUGUAAACAAAAAAUAGACCAUGUUGGCUUGAAUGUUUAUGUUCCAGGAUUAUUAGUAAAUGAAAAUAUGCCUCAUCUUGGUGCCAGCCCUGAUGGUGUUGUACAUUGUAAAUGUUGUGGUAAGGGCCUUUUAGAAGUUAAAUGUACUUACAAAUACAAAAAUUGCAGUAUUGAUGAAAUUUGUUCUGAGAAUUACAAUGUGUAUAAAAAUGAAAAUGGAGUGAUAAAGCUGAAUAAGUCUUCACUUUGGUUCAAGCAAAUACAGUGCCAAAUGGCAGUUGCAAAUGUGCAGUGGUGUGAUUUUGUUCUCUAUGUUGAAGGUACCAUAAAAACUGGAAAGCAUUUGAUAUAUAUUGAUAGGAUUUGUUUUGAGGAAAUGGAAUGGAAAAAAAGAUUUUCAGAAAAUAACCUCUUUCUAUGAAUCAUUCAUUGUCCCUAAACUGUUGUCUUAAAUUGAUCUGCAGUUGUAGUAUUGUAAAUGAAAUAUAUGUGAGAGGUGUAAAAGGUUAGUAAGACAUGCUUGUACAGAUAGUCUCAUCCCAGUGUCAUUUGAUGUAUGAUAUAUCACCACAAGUCGAUAAACAUAACAAAACUCAGAGUAUAACCAAAUACUGACUUGUAUUAAUUGUAAUACUUACUGGCAUACAUAAUAGUAUGUCAAUUGAGGAACAAGACAUUAUGGAACAUAAAUUGAAAUUUAUUUCUGUACAUUUGUGCAGCUAAUAUUCAUAACAGAGCUUGGGAUUUCAGCAUCUAUUACUGUUACAUCCAUAUCUAAAACAAGUACAUGUACAUGAAAAAGUAAUAAGUAUUAUUACUAUUGUUAUUAUCAUGUAUUACUAUGACUCCAGGUAAUACUCUACAUUUGUUGUAUAUAGACUUACCAGUAUUAUUAUGAUUUGACAACAAAACAAAUGUACUGUUAAGUGAAUUAAAUGGGGAUAACUGUUAUGUAAACAGUUUGCAAUCUUUAAUAGAAAAAAGUAUCCUGUAAAUACCAAGGGGCACUUAAUGACAAACAUCAAGGUUACAUUUAGUAACAGGUUUUCUACCUAGCAUUACAAUGCAUUUUCAGUAUUUGUCAUCUUUUACUCAGAGCUCCAGAUAAGAUUUAGCUCAUGUGGGUACUGUACCUACUGUAUUGCUUUGGAGUGGGUACUACGAAUGUUGAGUGGGUAUUUCAGUUUCCGUUACCCACUGCUUUCAAAUAUGUGGGUAUUUAAUUGAUUUUACUCACCGAAGUAUAUAUCAUUGAGUAAGUUUACUAAGCAGGUAUGUACUGCCUUAUGUCAUACCUAAGCAAAACCAACUUAAAUAUAAUGGAAAUGAUUUCAUA
This is a messenger RNA of Haliotis rubra (blacklip abalone), 2622 nucleotides long. RefSeq lists its product as uncharacterized. The coding region runs from base 62 to 661 and encodes 199 amino acids. The transcript has 2 exons. Lineage: Eukaryota; Metazoa; Mollusca; Gastropoda; Lepetellida; Haliotidae. The record is from RefSeq and is a predicted model, not a curated record.